AUGGCAAGGAGAAUCUAUUCGGUCCUGAUUGCACACAGAAUAGGGUUGCUUAUGUAUCUUUUGCUCAAGGGGUUGGUGAUUCUUGUUUAUUCCCUUAUUUAUCACAUGAUGGAGCCUCCGGUGGAGAAUUAUGAGAUUGCUGGGGAGGAGGACGAGAAACAUGAGCAACUAGCGUCUGACGAAGCAAGUAAAUCUUUACUCGUAGAAGUUGAAUGGCCAGGAAUUGAAGACGAAGAAAUCGAAAAUUCAAAGACACCCUUAAUCUAUAGGAUAUUUAAAACCUUAUCUAGUGUUUUUGCAAUCUGCUUUGCCUUAUACCGAGCACACAGUAGAAGGAAGCGGGAACAGUCGCAAUCCUAUUCGGUGUUUGGCAACGCCUAG
Messenger RNA from Fraxinus pennsylvanica, 381 nucleotides. Lineage: Eukaryota; Viridiplantae; Streptophyta; Magnoliopsida; Lamiales; Oleaceae. The record is from the annotation of a GenBank genome assembly.